This is a messenger RNA of Bicyclus anynana (squinting bush brown), 2238 nucleotides long. Its product is annotated as zinc finger CCHC domain-containing protein 10. The transcript is spliced from 3 exons. The coding region runs from base 281 to 715 and encodes 144 amino acids. The record is from RefSeq and is a predicted model, not a curated record. NCBI's taxonomy places the organism in Eukaryota, Metazoa, Arthropoda, Insecta, Lepidoptera, Nymphalidae. Gene Ontology annotation, molecular function: nucleic acid binding; zinc ion binding.
CAAUGAAGCUGAUUAAAGAUUUAUCGAUAUCGACUUUGUUGUGCUUUAUAUACAUUAAAAAACACUAAUGUUUGUUUGAACUUUGACAUUUUGUCAAUUUUGAGAUCGCCCACGCUUAGUUUGACGUAGAUUCGCUAAUAUUUUUGCAAUUUUCAAAUCAUAUUGAUUCGUGACUCCGAAGGUGCAGUGUACGUUGAGAGACGAAGGCACUCUCUAAGCCGCCUGGAGUAUCACAAGAUUUGAAUUCUAUUCUACGUAGUUCAUCGAAGCCCUAUCCAAGAUGACUCUGGGAACCUACAACAGACAUCAGGCUGAACGAAAAAAGCGGGCAGCAUUGGCGGCAGCUUUUCCUCAGGGUAUACGCUGCCAGAAGUGUCUCGAAUAUGGCCACUGGAGUUACGAGUGCAAAGGGAAACGCAAGGUCCUCGUGCGGCCUUCGCGGUCGCAGAUUUUAAAGAAGAAUUUGAAGUCCAAAGAAGAAAGCGACUGCAGCAAUGGAAAAUGCUCUCUUCCAAACAAAAAGAAGCGCCGCAAUGACUCUGACUGCUCAAACUGUUCGGACUCUGAAGGCAGCUCAUCAGGUAGCUCAUCGGGGUCCUCAUCUGGCAGCUCUGACUCCUCAGGUAGUGAAAGCGACUCUGACAGUGAAUCUGGCAGUGGGAGUGGCAGUGGCAGUGGAAGCGGCAGCGAUUCUGGAUCUUGCAGUGACUCUUAAUUUUAUUCACUGUAAUGCAAAUUGUUUUACCUAACACCUCAACAUCUUCUUUGAGGCUAUGCUCUUGACAGAGCGGUUGUGGUCUUUAGGACAUGAUGGAGGCAGAUGUAGUACACCUCACGAGCAUUCGCCACAUACACAACUCACCAUCCUGUGUGUGAUGAGUUGUGUACAUUCAUGCAAGGGAUUGCCUUCAGCAGAUAUAAUCUGGGUGGUCCAUCACAUGGGUGACCUUCCGCAUGGCCUAGUUCCUCCUCCACCUUACCUUGCACAAGGGGUUCUCUUCGGGAGACAUGUCCAAAGAACUGAAUAAUACGGCUGUACUAAUGUUGAGAGACAUUGUUUUAUGUAGAGUUCUUGGAGUACAGAGACGUUAGUAUGGAACUUUCCAACAAUCAACCUCAACAUAGCUAGAGAUAAGGUUUUUUGGAAAAAUUUGGACAUACAGGGGUUGAUUUAGCCCUACUACUCCCCUGUGAGGUCUCCACUUCUGUGUUAUGGUUGUAUAGGAGUGGUACAGCGCAAGUUUUAGCUUGUUCAAAUAGGUUAAAUACCUACCCAAAAAUGUUAGACAGUUCACAGACCUUAAUUUUCUAGAAGCGAAAGAUGAAAAUUUUGUGAGGUGUUAGGUACAAAUAAUUUAGGGUCCAUUUACAAAGCAGCAACUGCUACAGACUGCAGUCGUCGGUAGCAGUUGCUGCUCCUGUAAAUAAACAUUUAGAUAUAUGUAAUUCGAUGUAAUAUGGAACCUUCUGAAUUUCACAUAACUUUUUUGUAUUAUUGUAAUGAAAUAGUAUGGUUGUUCUCACUCACAUUUUUAUAGCAGAUUCUAUUAUUCUUCUUUCUUUUGUCUUCUUUUUAUAGUAAUUUGUAUUUAUUGUAAUUUUCUUUUUUUUCAUUUGUGUUGAAGGUUCCAAGUGUUUGCCAGUAAGUUUUAAUGUUUAAUGCUGGUCAUUUAAAUGUUGAAUAAGUAUGUUUUUUCUAUAAUGUGUUGAUAUUUGAUAUUGAACAUACUGGCAAUGCGAUUGUAUUUUUUUUUUUAAUAAUUAUUAUGGACUUUGCUUGUUACCUGAAUGCUGAUAAACAAUUUAAUUGUAUAAUUCUAUGACUUUAGUUGACUCGUAGUUCUUUAAUGGUUUAGUCUUGUAAGAAAGUGUUGUAAGUUGUGUAAUAUUUAUUGUUUAUUAGUGUCAUGGUAAAUAAUUUGUAUUUAGUAAAAAAAAACAAGAUUUUCUAUUUUCAUGACUUCAAUAUUUUAGCAUUAAUGUUUUAACAAUGUAACUCCUAGACCUUAAAAGUAUAGUAUUAAAAGCUGUAAAAAUAUGCUUUUCGAAUGUAGUUUUUAAAAUAAUUAUUAUUGUAGAUGGUGUAACUUCUAUUUUACUAUGUAUUAAACAUUUUAAGAGUGUCUGGAAAACUGUUGUCAGGGAGUUAAAUUGUUUUUAUUUAUUUGAUGAUGAUGGAAAAUAAGAAUUGGUAAUGUGAAAAAUUAAAUGUUUGGAAUAAAUGAGAUAUUUGGAUAA